This is a messenger RNA of Aureobasidium melanogenum CBS 110374, 465 nucleotides long. RefSeq lists its product as uncharacterized. The coding region runs from base 1 to 465 and encodes 154 amino acids. The record is from RefSeq and is a predicted model, not a curated record. NCBI's taxonomy places the organism in Eukaryota, Fungi, Ascomycota, Dothideomycetes, Dothideales, Saccotheciaceae. The transcript has 2 exons.
AUGGCGAGGCACAUACGUGCUGAUGAUCCCAUCAUGCUGCGGUCUGAAAAUCAGAAGAACACGCAAGAGAUCCGCGAGGGCAGGCGCAAUCCGAACCAUGGCAUGACGCGAACUUCGAAGGGAAGCACGACUGACGAAAAGAAACAAACACGAGAUGAUGUACAUAACGAACUACGAUGCAUCCACACGCAGAAAGAUAACGAUCCUGCAGAUAUCGAUCGUCUGCUCUUUCUAACCAAAAGAAAAAGUGCAUGCGCCGCUAAACGAACCAGAAAGAUCGACACCCACGUGCAGCAGAAGGAAGCGACCGUCCCAUCCUCUCUGAUCCAGAAAAAUGAUUCAUGCAAGGACCAAGGCGUGGAACAGGCAGUCGAUCACUUCACCGUGACUUGUUUGGAUGUCCCGAGAAUUGAUAAAGCACAUCAACCACGAAACGACCAACUUCGAACAAAGAAGAAAGGCUGA